Molecule: messenger RNA, 967 nt
Organism: Dimorphilus gyrociliatus
Lineage: Eukaryota; Metazoa; Annelida; Polychaeta; Dinophilidae
Source: the annotation of a GenBank genome assembly
AAUGGAGGAGCCGAUAGUAACGAAUGAACAUAGUUAUAGUGCAACCAAAGAAAACGAGAUCUUUGAGAUUAAGAGAGAAACGUCUACGGAUUCUGAAGAAGAACUGGACGUAACAAAUUGCUAUCACGAAACUGCUCAACUUCCCCCAACUCCUCCAAGUGAUGAUAGUUCAAUAAUAAAUACGGUGGAAACCAUUCCCAAGUAUUACGGGACGCCAGCUAAACUUACUCACCACAAUAGUCAUCACCAACCAUACAUUCAACCUGUAUUCAUUCCAACAUCCGGAGUAUUGAUUCUUACUGACGAGGAGAAGAGAACUUUAAUUCAAGAAGGAUUUCCUAUACCUACUAAAUUACCAUUGACUAAACAAGAAGAAAAAAAUCUUAAGAAGAUUAGAAGGAAGAUAAAGAAUAAAAUAUCAGCUCAAGAAUCGAGAAGAAAAAAGAAAGAGUAUGUGGAUAAUCUGGAAAAACGUAUGGAGGAUUUCGUUCAGGAGAAUCACGACCUGAAGAGAAAAGUUGAAAGCUUAGAAAACCAUAAUAAGUCUUUACUCCAGCAACUGACAACGUUACAAUCAGUUGUAACAAGCUCAGGUUGUUCUCAGACGGCCGGAACUUGCUUUAUGGUUAUUGUCCUCUGUUUUGCUUUCUUUAUCGGUGGAUUCUCACCUUUGAAAGCGCCAUGGAAUAUUGGAUAUUCUAUUAAUCCUUCAUUUAAAGAAUCUAAACAACCAUUUAUGCCAUCCCCAAAUAUUCGUAUUGAAAUGGGACCAAAGCUUGUUGAUGCAAAGAUUGAUGCUUAUUUAAUUUUUCUGGGUCAAGGUAGGCUUCUCGAGGAAAGAGGACCGCUGCUACCAUCACAUGUUGCAAGAAACGUAAGAGAUCAAUGCCUAGCGCCAUCUAGCUCUCCAAAUGUUCCUAAUACCACUUUUUCGUUAUCAUCAAAUGUGACAAUAGUUUUAUCUUAA